CCUCGAGGAGCCUGCGUUCGUGCGCGCACUCCUCUGCCGCACUGCGGAGCAACAAGUGGCUGGGCUGCGGGACUACACGUCCAUGCAGCUCCAGCAAAUGAUCAAGAUCUGGUGGCCCUCUGCUCGUCACACGCGAGGAAGCAGUGUCAAGGUCACGGACGACCAGGGCAUUGCGAGGACAUGGCUGAGCGAGGCGAAGCCUGCCAUUGGGCAGCACAAGCUGGCCAUCGCCGUAGCCGCCCUCGUCACCCUCCCAGAUCCCCUGCACGUCAAGCACAGCGACCUCCUUGACGAUGACGUCGUCAAGAGCAUCGAGGAGGCGAGGCAGCGCCGCAAGGAAUGGGCGCACCAAGCCGUCGUCGUCGCCCCGCCAGACCUCUUGCAGCGUUAUAAGGACAACGAGUCGGACGUGCGCACGCGCGAUCUGAACUCGUUCAUCAACGCUGCAGUCUUCCUUGCUUUGGAGAGAGAGAGCCUGUCGUCGGCGGACCAAGGCUACGACGACGCGUUCAAGCUGCUGUUUGUCAUCACCAAGAAGCAGCUGCAGGCAUCGCUCGACUGUCGUCUGUGCGGGCAAGAGAUGACGACAGACGAAACGCUGUACCACCGCGACGGCUUUUGGGGUGAAGUCUGCUGCAACGCCAGGAACGCAUCAAUUGACUGCAUUGUGCCCAGGGUCCUUGGCGGCAUCUACGAGGAGCUCAACAUUCAGCUCGUAUGCAAUGCUUGCAACCGCAGCAAGCAUCAUCACACGGCUGAACAGGGCAAGCUCAUCGUUGCCCUUCUCGGCGAGGCCUCGGCCAAGACCGAGUUGAUCAAUGGAUUCAUCAGCGUACGCCCUGAGUAUCAACGCUCCCCUGUCGCCCCUUCGUUCCGACCUCGCUCGUCAUCGAGGGAUGAAGCCGCCGACAGGUCAGCGUCAUGGAUCUAAAAUGCCAUACGAGCGUGCAGGGGGAAAACCUCGACUCUUAUUGUCGACCAUAUUCUGGAUACCUGAGUACCUAAAUUCUUAAGGUGCAUCGCUGGGGUUGAGAUGAAAUGUGAGGUAAAUGAGGGGCUCUCGGCGCAGAAAGUGUCCGACAACGAUGUAUAGUCGACCCGCAGCCUCAGAGACGUGCUCCGUCCUCCUUAAUGGCUUAAUGCAUAUCGUUCAGCCUCAAUCCUAACCAUUACUCGCGAGCGUCAGCUCCUCUGUGCUACGUAGCUUUA
Messenger RNA from Jaminaea rosea, 1209 nucleotides. RefSeq lists its product as hypothetical. The transcript is spliced from 2 exons. Bases 83 to 931 code for a protein of 282 amino acids. NCBI's taxonomy places the organism in Eukaryota, Fungi, Basidiomycota, Exobasidiomycetes, Microstromatales. The record is from RefSeq and is a predicted model, not a curated record.